Hemiscyllium ocellatum (epaulette shark) is the source of this 843-nucleotide messenger RNA. RefSeq lists its product as uncharacterized. Bases 1 to 843 code for a protein of 280 amino acids. Lineage: Eukaryota; Metazoa; Chordata; Chondrichthyes; Orectolobiformes; Hemiscylliidae. The transcript is spliced from 5 exons. The record is from RefSeq and is a predicted model, not a curated record.
AUGGUCCAGUUGAAGGUCAGGGCAGACAGUGUUGGUGUGGUGGAUGAACUGUUCAAGCUCCUUGUGGGAGAACAAGGCAUUGCUGAUGCAGUCAUCGAUGUAGCAGAGGAAAGGGUGGGGGAUGGUGCUCAUGUAAUUGUGAAAGAAGGAUUGUUCCACAUAUCCUAUGAAGAGGCAGACUUAGCUGGGAGCCAUGCGGGUUUUGAGGAAAUGGGGUCAUCCAAUACAAACCUUCCUCAUCAAUAUUCAUGUGAUGCACCUUUCCCAAAACCAUUCAGCAUCUGUGAAGCAGGCACUCGGAGUGCACAAUCACAUGUUUUGCCAUCUACCUCACUGAUAAAUUUGUGUCCUCAAUCAGAGGUCUGGACAAAGCUACCAGCCUCAGAUUUUCCCACCUCUGACCAUGAAGUCCUGUUUCAAACUUAUAAUAACAAUUUUUCAGUUACGUACAACCCAGAGGAAUUGAACAGAGGGUCACUGCCUCCGAAGGACCAUGAACUGAAGCUUGUAGAUAAACCUGGAGGAAGCAAUGAGGAGGUUGCUGCCUUCUGCAGCAUGUUAAAUGUGCUAAGAGCUAAAUACCUGAGUUCAGCGAUGCAGUCUGACUACGGUCUGAUCAGGAGUGUUGUCACAGUUCUUCCCGAUGAGCUUCUCUGGAUCUGGCAUAUUCCUGUAACGAUUGUGACUGACAUUUUUCCAGAACCAGUUCAAACAUCCGUACAUGCUGGCUACACUGUCAAGGAACUCAUUCAGACAAUCUUGAGUGAUACACGGCCAAGGGUCGAAGCCAGGAAUGAUUACGUUUUAAAGCUCUGUGGUUCUGAAGAGAUUUUGCAGAAGUAA